Messenger RNA from Coniophora puteana RWD-64-598 SS2, 1037 nucleotides. RefSeq lists its product as uncharacterized. NCBI's taxonomy places the organism in Eukaryota, Fungi, Basidiomycota, Agaricomycetes, Boletales, Coniophoraceae. Gene Ontology annotation, cellular component: cytoplasm; plasma membrane. The record is from RefSeq and is a predicted model, not a curated record. Gene Ontology annotation, molecular function: GTP binding. Gene Ontology annotation, biological process: intracellular protein transport; vesicle-mediated transport. The coding region runs from base 67 to 894 and encodes 275 amino acids. The transcript is spliced from 4 exons.
CGUCUGACCAGUACCACCACCUUCCUGCAGAGCAUCCAAUUGACCCAUCACAGCUCUGAGAACGGUAUGCUCAAAGGUUCAACACUGCAAGGAUGUAUUGAAUCAGUUCCCUCGGCAUAUCCGCUCACCCUGAAAACCAUUAUGGUUGCGGUUCUAGCAUUACUCCUGGCUUUAGUGGCUUUGUAUGUCAUCAGCCGCAAAGCACUCACCACUCGGGGUAACAUUUACCUUCUCGUUGGCCUCCCGGAUGGCGGUAAAACCACCAUAUUUUCGGCUCUGACGUUCAACCAAGCCCUCCCGUCGCACAUGUCAUUGCAAGCAAACUCUUCGAACGUGACUGCGUCCUCCGGGAAGACUGUGCGUGUAGUCGAUAUUCCAGGGCAUCCACGCAUCAGAGACCAGUUUCGUGAGCACUUGCAAGAUCUUCGUGGCAUUAUGUUCGUCGUGGACUCGAAUUCCGUUUCGCGCAAUGGCGCUGCAGUAGCAGAACAUUUACAUCUCAUUUUGGAUGCAGUUACUUCUAUCCCUCCCUCCCAAACGCCGCCACAUGUGCUCAUUGUAGCUCAUAAAGCUGACAUGCUCAAGGCUGCUACAUCUUCAACUGCUUCUGAGACCGCUGUCACCCGUGUGCGGGGUGCCCUAGAGCGAGAACUGGAGAAGCGUAGGGUGACACAAGCGCAAGGUGUUGGGAUGGAUGGUUUGGGGGAGGAAGGCGACCGAGUGGAGAUGGGCGGUCUUGAGACGGUGUCUGGCAAAGGGCCUUUCAAGUUUACCGAAUGGGAAGGAGGAGAUAUUACUUUUGUGGGGAGCUUCGUCCGAGCCGGGGAGAAGGACGAUGAGAAGCAGCAGAACGGGAUAAGCGCUCUUCAAGACUGGAUCGCAGAGUCAUCAUAACGUUUGGUUUCCAACUGUCAACAUGACAAUUUCCAUAAUUGCGAUUUCGUCUUCCACAUCAUAAUAAACACACAUGCACUGAGGGCAUUAGUCGAUGUUUCCAGGGAAAACAUAGGCAACCCUCAAAACAUUUUGAAUGUUUU